Penicillium oxalicum is the source of this 7023-nucleotide messenger RNA. Its product is annotated as formin sepA. The transcript has 4 exons. Bases 1 to 7023 code for a protein of 2340 amino acids. Lineage: Eukaryota; Fungi; Ascomycota; Eurotiomycetes; Eurotiales; Aspergillaceae. Gene Ontology annotation, biological process: tRNA modification; barbed-end actin filament capping; mitotic actomyosin contractile ring assembly. The record is from RefSeq and is a predicted model, not a curated record. Gene Ontology annotation, molecular function: GTPase activity; actin binding; small GTPase binding. Gene Ontology annotation, cellular component: mating projection tip; cell division site.
AUGCCCACCGGCCCGCCCGCCGACAAGUCCAGGCAAACGUCCGCUGGAAAGUCCUUUUUUGGAAGGAAGUUGUAUAAGGAGAGGUCGACCGAUGAGCGCUCGUCAGAAGGGUAUGGGGGUUCCUACGAUAGCCUGGCGCCGCCGGCCAGCGCGUCGGGUUCCCGUUCAUCCCGAUACUCGAAGCGCUCCUCAGUUCAAUCGGUGGAUACGCAUGGGGAUCUCGACUCGUCGAUGCUCGCGCCCAUGUCCGGUGGUGGAAUUCCCUCCAUGCCCUUCGACAGUAUGCCCUCAGACACGAGAACACCUGUUCCGAUUGACAACUACCCGCGCCCUGACUCCUCCAGCGCCCGCCUCGAGCCCUCCUCGAGCAGUUAUGGCAAGCCCAGCGGGGACUUUUAUAGUCACUACCCAACGUGGAAUUCUUCUUCGACCUCCUCCUCUUCUGCACCCAACGCUCCGCCGCACGGGUACACUUCAUAUCCUCCUUCAGGGCCCCGCCCACCCCCUCACACUUCGGGCAUGACCAUGACCAGCAGUACAUCUGGAGACCGCGGCACUCGUUAUCAACAAUGGGGUCGUCCUGGUAGUUCCGCCGCCAACCACUCGAUCGAUUCUUCCUCCAACUCCCGCACCUCGCUCGAUCAGACCAGUCUAUAUUCCUCCCAUUCAUCCAACACGCGCGGCUCCACAUAUUUCUCUUCCUCAGACGGUUCCUCGCGCACACUCACGCCGUCCCAUUCGGGGGAUCGUAUCACCAUGUUUCCCACCAGCAACAGCUCCGGGCGCAUGUCCAGCGCUGCCUCGUCCCAUUCGAAUGUCCCCGCCGCGGUGCCGCGACCUGACAAUUUCUUGACUCGGCCCCGCGACGAUCGCGUGGUGGAUCAGCUGUUCUUGGAGCUCAUGCAAAAGCGAGGGUGGCAGAAUCUUCCAGAACAGGCAAAGCGACAAAUGCUAUCGUAUCCAGCCUCAAAGAAGUGGACGUUGGUCCACCAGGAUCGCUUGACAGAGUUACAGGGCGAGCAGAAGCGCCGUCAGAACGCCCGCCAGACUCAUGGCCACGAUGGACUCUCGGGUCUGCUGGAGCGCGCCGACGAAGAAGGAAGCCCGGAGUGGUACGUGAAAAAGGUCAUGGACGAUACGAUUACUUCGAAACAGCUAGCAAGUCUCAGCGUCAGUCUACGGACGCAACCGAUCAGUUGGGUCAAAGCUUUCGUCGAAGCGCAGGGUCAAGUAGCCCUCACCAACGUUCUCCAGAAAAUCAACCGGCGUAAGGCCUCUGGACCUGUUCCUGCUCCGCCCACAGGAGAUAAAGACCUCGAUCGAGAAUAUGACAUUGCAAAAUGUUUGAAGGGUCUGAUGAACAACAAGUACGGCGCCGAUGAUGCACUUGAGCACCAAGGUGUUCUGGUGGCGCUUGUCAAUUCGCUUUCCUCCCCGCGUCUCAAUACUCGAAAGCUCGUGAGUGAGGUGCUCACAUUUCUGUGUCACUGGGCCGAAGGUCGAGGCCAUCAAAAGGUCCUCCAGGCUAUGGACAAGGUGAAGCAUGACCAUAACGAAACUGGGCGUUUUGAUGCGUGGAUGCGCAUCACGGAAGUUACCAUUGAUGGCCGCGGAAAAAUGGGUAGUCUGGUAGGCGCAAGCGAAGAGUAUCGCAGUGGUGGUAUUGGAAUGGAGAACGCUUUGAUGGAAUAUGCGGUCUCAACGAUGAUUCUCAUCAACAUGCUUGUCGAUGGUGCUGAAAAUGACUUGGAAUUGCGAUGCCACAUUCGCGCCCAGUUCAUCUCAUGCGGUAUCAAGCGGCUGCUCACUAAGAUGGAAGGUUUCCAGUACGAUGUGAUCGACAAGCAGAUUGAGCGCUUCCGGGAGAAUGAAGCCAUCGACUAUGAAGACUUACUCCAGCGCGAGGGCAGUAGUAUGAAAGACAGUGUUGAGGGCGAAGUCAAGGAUAUGAGUGAUCCGCUCCAAAUCGCCGACGCGAUUGCGACCAAGAUCAGCGGCACUCGUUCUCAUGACUACUUCCUUUCGGCGAUGCAACAUAUGCUGCUGAUCAGGGAGAAUGCCGGCGAGGAGGGACUGCGCAUGUUCCAGCUUGUGGAUGCCAUGAUGAGUUACGUUGCGAUGGAUCGCAGAUUGCCCGACAUGGACCUCCGGCAGGGCUUGAACUUCACUGUCCAAAGUCUGCUGGAUCGACUGCACACGGACGCUGAAGCCAGGCAGGUGUACGAUGAGGCAUUGGAGGCACGCCAGAUUGCCGAAGCUGCCAUUGCGGAGCGCGACGAGAUGAAGGCUCAGGUGGAGAUGGGUGCAGACGGUCUUGUCAGGAAGCUUCAAAAGCAAAUUGACGAGCAGGCUGGGAUCAUUGAGCUCCAGAGCCGUCAAAAUGAGACACUCAAGGCCGAGGUUGCCGAAGUCCAACGAUUACGCGCCCAAGAAUUGCAGCGUAACGAACUAGAAACUCGUGAGCUCUACCUGAUGCUUCGGGAUGCCCAGGAUAUUGCUGCUUCAAAUGCCCGGAAACAAGCCAACGCAUCCGAAACUGGGCCUGUGGACCCAUCUCAAUUACCAGGCAUUAUGGACCGUGAGCGCCUUAUGGAACGUCUCGAACGCCAAUUGGAGCGAACGAAAACCCAGUUUAAGCUGGAAGGCAAGAUCUGGGGCCAGCAUGGACCUUCGGACCGCCUGCGUGAGCUUCGCGAAAAGAUGGAAGGCGGCGCGGAUGAAAGUGAGGAAUUCGCCGAGUCUGCCCGUCGCAAUCUAGAUCCCAGCUCGCUUGGAUCUGUAUACCGGAAGCGCAGCCAUGUCCCUGAGAUGAACAAUGGCUCCGACGAGCUUCCUAUGUCUCCCUUGGACGAAGAGGAGGAGGCCGUGUUUGAGAAACCCCGUCUGAUUCAAUACCAGCGUCCGCGCUUGAACCCUGCGCAGGCUAGCGGUCUACUUGGUGAGAUUGCGUCCAAGGUGCCCAAAUUUGACGAUGAUGAGCAAGAAGUGGCUUCCGACGUCGGCGCCGCUGCAGUUGCAGCUCCAGCCGCCUCUACCUCCGUCACUUCCGUUGCUGUUAAAGAUGCAGGUGCUGUGGCCAAAGAUGUAGUUACUCCCAAUAUCGUACCACCACCUCCGCCACCACCACCACCUCCAGGCGGUGCAAAGCUGGUCGUUCCUCCGCCUCCUCCUCCAGGCGGUGCAAAGCUCGUCAUUCCUCCGCCUCCUCCACCAGGUGGUGCGAAGUCCGUCGCUCCUCUCCCUCCUCCUCCACCUCCACCCCCAGGGGGCAAGCUUGCGAUUCCUCCGCCUCCACCUCCCGGCGGCGCCAAGGUCCCUGGUCUUCCCCCUCCACCUCCUCCUCCAGGUGGAAAGAUUGGUGUUCCACCCCCGCCUCCUCCCCCCGGUGGCUUUGGCGCUGGUCUUCCUCCUCCGCCUCCUCCUCCUGGUGCUUCUGGUGGCUUCCCUCCACCUCCUCCGCCUCCCAGUGCUCCUCUGGGUGCUGGCUGGCGGCCUACGUACAUGGUUCAAGAUGAUAUGCCAACAUCAAUCACCGGUAUGCCAUCCAUACGGCCCAAGAAGAAGCUCAAGGCUUUGCACUGGGACAAAGUCGACACUCCACAAGUCACAGUCUGGGCUGCUCAUGCUCCCACUCAACAAGAAAAGGAGCAGAAGUAUACCGACCUUGCCAAGAAGGGUGUGCUGGAUGAAGUGGAACGUCUCUUCAUGGCGAAAGAGACCAAGAUAUUUGGGGCUAGCACUGCAUCGAAGCAGCGUAAGGACAAGAAGCAAGUGAUUUCGAAUGAUCUAUCAAAGAAUUUCCAGAUCGCCUUGUCCAAAUUCUCUCAGCUCCCGGCUGAGGAAGUCACUCGGAUGAUCAUUCAUUGCGAUAAGGAGAUCUUGGACAACCUGGUCGUGAUGGACUUCUUGCAGCGCGAUGAGAUGUGUUCGAUCCCGGAGAAUGUAGCCAAGCUUUUGGCGCCGUACAGCCGGGACUGGACAGUCCCCGGGGCUGCCAAUUCUGAGCGGGAGCAAGACCCGGCUGAACUCACUCGUGAGGAUCAGAUCUAUCUCGCGACCGCAUUUGAGCUGAAUCACUACUGGAAGGCACGUAUGAGAGCCCUCUCAUUAACUCGCUCCUACGAGCAUGAAUACGAGGACAUCUCCGCCAAGCUGCAGGAGGUUGUCCGAGUGAGCGAAACUCUGCGCGACUCUGUCUCUUUGAUGAACGUGCUCGGUCUGAUUUUGGAUAUUGGUAACUUUAUGAAUGAUGCAAACAAACAGGCGCAAGGUUUCAAGCUGAGUUCGCUCGCGCGCCUGGGCAUGGUCAAGGAUGACAAAAACGAGACAACCUUUGCGGACCUGGUGGAACGCAUCGUGCGUAAUCAGUAUCCCGAAUGGGAGGGCUUCAGUGACGAGAUCAGCGGUGUGAUUGGGCUACAGAAAGUCAGCGUUGACCAGCUGCGGUCAGACUCGAUCAAGUACAUCAGCAAUAUCAAGAAUGUACAAGCCAGUCUGGAUGCUGGCAAUCUGAGCGAUCCUAAAAAGUUCCACCCUCAGGAUCGCGUCAGUCAAGUGGUUCAGCGCAGCAUGAAAGACGCUCGCCGCAAGGCUGAGCAACUGCAGCUGUAUCUUGAUGAGAUGAACAAGACAUAUGAUGACAUUAUGGUCUUCUACGGCGAGGACAGCGCUGACGAGAAUGCCCGACGUGAUUUCUUUGCAAAGUUGGCUUCAUUCCUGAUGGAAUGGAAGAAAUCUCGCGAGAAGAACAUCGGGCUUGAGGAGUCAAGGAAACGCACCGAAGCUUCCUUGGCUCGCAAGCGGAUCAAUGUCAACCUUGCCAACGGCGCUGGUACUGAAUCGCCCAGCUCUCCUGCCACGAGUGGAGCGAUGGAUUCAUUGCUAGAGAAACUACGAGCCGCCGCGCCCCAGACUAAGGACGUCCGAGACCGUCGCCGUCGUGCUCGUCUGAAGGAGCGGCAUCAAAUUCGCGUCGCCUCCGGGCAGAAGGUGCCCGAUUUCUCUGCUAUCGACGCUGGAACUGAAGGUUCAGAAGCUCCUGCCGACACUACUGCAUCGACUGACGAAAAUGGCCUGCUGAGUCCGCCUAUGCCUGAUGAACCCGUGGAAAGCAGCAAAGAGACACAGGUCUCUGAAGGUGAAGACGUGGCAGAUCGUGCUGCUAGCAUGCUUCUUGGCUUGAGAAGCAAUUCUGAGGCAAAUGGCGACCGUCCGCGUCGCAGGAGAGAAAGCGCCGAUGAAGAACGACGUCAACGCCGCCUGAGACGGCGAAAUGGCGGUACAAGUGUCAGCAAAGGCAGCGCAGAUGGCACAGGAUCCAAUCUUGCCCCUGUCGUGGAGCCCACGUCACCCACUUUGACGGACCACACGGGCGGUGCCGAGGAACAAUCUCUUCUGAGCCCUCAACAGGAGGACUUUAGACUUUCGGGGACCCCCGAGAUUGUGGUCUCUGAUCAGAACGAUGAGACUAUUUACGAGGCCCUCUGCCCUGGCAAGCCUUUGCCAAAGCCUCGAUUUGCUGCGCUCCGGACUCUUUAUGAUCCCGCGCUCCCUCCUUCGCCAAAUACGGUCCUCGAUGCGGGUGCCCUCAUUCUCUACUUUCCCGGUCCAAAGACAGUUACUGGCGAGGAUGUGCUAGAACUACACGUUCACGGUGGUCCGGCCAUCGUCAAAGCUGUACUGGAUGCGAUCGCGCGCACGAACAAAACCGACACCGUCGUCCGCUACGCCGAGCCGGGUGAAUUUACGCGUCGCGCAUUUAUGAAUGACCGCCUCGGUCUUCCGCAGAUUGAGGCCCUGGGUGAUACCCUUUCCGCAGAUACGGAGCAGCAGCGACGACUCGCCGUCCGCGGCACGAGUGAUGCGCUGCUCAACCGCUACGAGCUCUGGCGACAGGUACUGCUAUAUGCGCGUGGUGAGCUAGAAGCGCUGAUUGAUUUCUCCGAGGAUCAGCACUUUGAUGAGUCGACCGAGGAGCUCGUUGCAUCUGUUAGAAGUCAAGUGGAGGCCUUGGCGGUACAGGUCAAGUUUCAUGUACAGAAUGCGAGUCGAGGUGAACUUUUGCGAAAUGGCAUCCGGGUCGCGCUUCUGGGAGCACCGAAUGCCGGCAAGAGUUCGCUGUUGAAUCGAGUCGUUGGCAAAGAGGCGGCCAUUGUGAGUGCGGAAGAGGGAACCACUCGCGAUAUUGUGGAUGUCGGCGUCGAUCUCGGUGGAUGGUACUGCAAACUCGGAGAUAUGGCUGGGAUUCGUGCCGAGGCCGGCGGGUCUAACAGUGUUGUCAUUGGUGCUGUGGAGAAGGAGGGCAUCCGACGAGCACGAGAGAGGGCACUGGAGUCCGAUGUGGUUGUUGUGGUGGUUUCUCUCGAGUACGAUGGUCCACACGUUCGGUUAUCGGUGGAGCAAGAGGUUCGAGAGGCUGUCAACGACUGCGUUGAGGCAGGGAAAUCUCUUGUCGUAGCCGUGAACAAGUGCGACAAAUUGUCUGCCGGUGACUGGGGUGAUUCGCUUCCCUCAGCUCUGGCUCAGAGAGUCUCGGAGGAAUUUCCCGCUGUGCCGGCAGAUCGUAUCUUUGCGAUAUCCUGCAACGACGCACAACGGGGGAUGUUGCCUUCUGUUGGAAGCCAACAAGGGAGCUCUACCGAUCCGGGGAAUUUGCAGACCUUCCUACGAGGACUGAUCUCCACAUUCGAACAAAUUGCUUCGCCUCUAGGAGUGGAUAGCGAUGAGAGUGGUCCAUAUGACAAGUCUUAUUGGGAAGAUUCUCUAGGUGUGACACACCGACAAAGUUCAAAUUUACAAAAAUGUCUCGACCAUCUGCACGAUUUCUUGUCUCAAACCAGACCGAGUGCUUCCGGAAACUCUAUCGCAAGCUCUUAUAAUGGGUCGCCGCUUGUGGAAGCUGAGAUCGAUAUUGUUGCCGCCGCCGAACACUUGCGUUUCGCUGCUGAUAUGCUGGCGAAAAUCACCGGCAAGGGUGAGAGCGGCGAUGUCGAGGAUGUGCUGGGCGUGGUAUUCGAGAAGUAA